Molecule: messenger RNA, 2295 nt
Organism: Fusarium subglutinans
Lineage: Eukaryota; Fungi; Ascomycota; Sordariomycetes; Hypocreales; Nectriaceae
Product: ARO80-positive transcription regulator of ARO9 and ARO10
Exons: 2
Source: RefSeq, a predicted model, not a curated record
AUGUCUCAUAGUAGCCUGGCCGCAUACAGAAAACUGUCAAUCGAUUACUCGAAGCGCCAUUGUCGAAUAUUGCAGCUUCUUCCAGGAACUCAUGAAGAAAUACAUUGUACCCUUCAACUUGUCAACCUAGAUGAAUCGACUCCACCCUACGAAUGUGUUUCAUAUGUCUGGGGUGACCUUGCCAUUUCGAAGCCCAUCUGGGUAGAAGGCCAAGAGCUACAGGUCACAACAAACCUUUUGGAAUUCCUACAGCAUAUCAGACACCCGCAUGAUGCUAUCACACUCUGGAUAGAUGCGGUAUGUAUGAACCAAGACGACCUGGUGGAAAAGUCACAUCAAGUCUGGAUGAUGGGUGACAUAUACUCCCGAUGUUCUGUUGUUCAUGUCUGGUUGGGUGCCCCACAAAAGCCGAUAACAACUGAUCCCUUUUCCCUCAUCAGACACUUUGCGAAUGGUAAUCACAUUCAUGCUCUUCCUGGCUUCUCUAAGGACCAAAAAGGAGAAUGGACUUUCGAGACGAACGAAAUUUUCAUGUCUAUUUGGGAAAGCUUUCUGAACAUCUCGAAUAGUUUAUGGUGGACCAGAGCAUGGACAGUGCAAGAGAUUAUCUUGCCAGAAAGAUCACUUGUGUGGUAUGGACCUUGGAAAACAACGUACGAGACAAUUUCUUUGGCUAGAGAAAAUCGGAAUGACCACCUUCGAACGUGCUGCGCACGGUCUUUGGAACUUAUCCCCAAUACCUUGAGGCGCCAGCUCGACUUUUUCCUCGGUGAUGUUGAACGAAUUGAUUACAUACACUAUCCUCGUCAUUGGAAGAGCGACCCAGCGCUCGCUUCUAGAGUCAUGUCGAGGCUUCCCACGGAACCCCGGAAACUCGCGGAAAUCAUUCUUUCGUUCGCUUCUCGAACUUGCAAGGACCCUCGAGAUAAAGUUUAUCCACUGCUGGGCUUAGCUGAGCGUUCCGUCUUCGAGAAUUAUCGGCCGAAUUACGAUCAUAAGGUGGCUACAUGUUACACAGAAGUGUUUCGACGCUUACUUCAAGAAAAUGGAAAUGACUAUCGAAUCCUGAUCGGCAAUGCAUUUGGCAUAACCUAUCUACACCUUCCAUCGUGGGUUCGCGACUUCUCCCAGGUUUAUUCGCGACAUCUAGUUGGCAUUGAACUCCGGAGACUACACGUCUACGACCUCUACAACAGCUCAGGUGGAAGUUUCGGUGAAGUUGAGAUCAAAAAUGAGAAAGAGCUUCGAGUGACUGGGCUGAAGGUGGACACUGUCAUCGAAGUCGGGCCAGCCAUCGACUAUAUUAAAGCUGGCGGUGCCGCCAUACAGGUUCCUCUUGAAGAAUGGACGAAGAUGUGCGGGCGAGCAAUCAACUCGACUAAUGGAAAGAUCAUCCAGAACGCUCUAUCCCGAGUUCUAUGCGGCGAACUCAACCACGACCUGAUGGUUCCAGGGGACUGGAGGCGCCACAAGGAUAGUGAUGCUCCUAGCGAAGUAGCAUGGCAGAAGUUCUUGUCUGGUGAGAUCUCGGCACUGGAAAAUGCCUACCUGGGAGCUGUUGAGUUAGUCACUGCUGGACGAUCACUGUAUAGGACUCAGAAUGGGAAUGUAGGUAUCUGUAAUGUGGGAGCAGAGCCGGGCGAUGAAGUAUGGGUGCUUUAUGGUAUGAAGGUCCCUUUUACUUUACGGAGUUACCGCGUCUUGAGCGGUCACGGUGGCCUAGCCAGGAGCACAAUUAUCCACCACCGACUAUGGGAGCACUGUCAGCAUCUCGUCAGGGGAAUCAUCUUUGGCCAGGAGAAGCGAUCCAAAGCAAAGACAAGAACCCGAGGAUCCAUCGAAGCUCUUCUGUUGAUCAUAGAAUGGCACCCACAAGCGAUUCACUUACCGCCGGCUUCAAAUGGCUGGGACUCGUCUACUUUGCUCACCGACUUCUAUCCUCGGGAUGAUCAGUUCGAUAAUCAAGCAGAUACUGCUGAUGAUAACGAAGCGCAGUGGCUAAGAGAUGUUAUACUACCCGCCAAGACCUCGGAUCGCAUGCCGUGGAUGUUGCUAGGCUGUGUGCAGUCUUUGGCUCUUGAGCUUGGACUUUGUGAUGAUGGCGAAAGAGUUGACGUGUCUGCGAAACCAGCCGGAUUCAAGGCCGAGCAGACACGAUUGCGCGAUCUGCUAUAUAUAUUUCUGGAGCAGCAGUCAAGUCGACUAGGAUGUCCUUCUAUGAUGCCUACUUCUGUCUCGCGCUUCAUGUCAGAGUCUUCCAGAAGAGACGUACAGGGCGAUUCAGCCAUAAUAGGA